UGACGUCAGUCUUAAAUAGGUAUACUCGCCAUGAAUUGAGAAUAAAGAUAGGAUAGUUUUCUUUUACGAUUUUUCCGUGACUCGUAAUCCGUGUCCGCAGUGUUACAUUAUAAGAGUAUAAGUUAUAAAAUAAUUUUAUCAGUGUUGUCAUUUAUUGUUAUCAUUAUAGUUUUUUGUACAUUUUAUGUAAUUUCGUUAGACACGGUUACCUCAUUUGCCACACAAUUUAGUUUCUGAAAUGAAUGCAGAAGAAAUUUCAAUACCAGUUCCUUGGGGACAUAUUUCUGCAAAAAUGUACGGUAGCGACUCUCUUCCCGCCGUCCUUUGCGUCCACGGGAUCCAAGACAACUGCGACACUUUCGUAACACUUCUGCCAUUGUUGCCGAACGAUUACCACUACGUAUGCAUCGACUUACCCGGUCACGGUGGUUCCGCUCAUUUCCCCCCUCACGUGCCGCUAGAGUUCGUCAACUACAUAGGCUCCAUUAAGUGGGUGGCCGAUCACUUUGGAUGGCCCGAGUUCGUCUACCUGGGACACAGUUUCGGCGGCCAGCUGGGCACGUGGUUCUCCGGCAUUUACCCGGAACGCGUCCGGUGUCUGAUUGUGCUGGACACCAUGGGACCGAGGUCCGUAGACUUGGACAGCACGCCGGUUACUGUCCGGAAGCGGAUCGACAGCGCGCAAUCGCUGCACCGGAGGCAGUGCGGGCGUCAGGCGCCGGUGUACACGUUCGACGAGGCCGUCGCCAAAAUGAUGGCCGGCCGGCGUUCCAAGCUGACCAACGAGUCGGCGCGCAUCCUGGCCCGAAGAGGAUUGAUCCAGGUCGACGGUGACGGUGAUCGAUACACGUUCGCCAGUGACCAGCGCCUAAAAUUAGAAUUCCACCCAUUGAUGGAGUUCGGUCAACAGGAGCGCGUCCUGCGCAAUGUCACGUGCCCCGUGCUAUUCGUGUUGGCCGACGAAAACACCGCCCGUUAUUCCACAUACCUGAAAGACGCCUACGAGUUUAACAGCAAGAGACCGAACGUGACCGUCGCAGUUGUCAAUGGUGAUCACGACGUGCAUCUAAAUUAUCCAGACAGAGUGUUCAGUCUCGUGACAAAUUUUUUGCAAAAGUAUUGUAAACAUUAAACCGGCCGUACACACGCAUGUUUGUACUUAAAAAAUUGUAGUUUUCUGACGAUAUGACGUUGUGCGCGUAGUAGAAGUACACAACACUAUACAGUUUCAUCGUUAAUUGUUGACUAGUAUUAAGAAAAUUAUUUAUAUAUUGUAGUAGUUUUAUACUGUUUAAGUAAUAAAAGUUGAGUUACAAAAAUGUAUUGUACAUUUAUACAAAUGUAUACAAUCUUACUGCUGUAUGCCUAUAUAAAAGUCAAGAGUUCCGACGUUGUAGAAUAUUUUCCGCUUUAGAUUCCAAAUUUUCUUCUGUACCAUUUAAAAUGUUUUGCUUUGAGUGAAUUUAAAAUAGUUUUCGUAAUAAUCUACAAUCGUCCAUAUGUAGCCCUGUUGCCCAUUAGCAAAUACAACAACAUCCAAAGCUUCAAAAUAAACAGAAAAAACUUUAACCGA
Molecule: messenger RNA, 1573 nt
Organism: Sipha flava (yellow sugarcane aphid)
Lineage: Eukaryota; Metazoa; Arthropoda; Insecta; Hemiptera; Aphididae
Product: serine hydrolase-like protein
Exons: 3
Coding region: 239-1132 (297 amino acids)
Source: RefSeq, a predicted model, not a curated record